This is a messenger RNA of Aureobasidium namibiae CBS 147.97, 2169 nucleotides long. RefSeq names its product translation initiation factor-like protein eif-2b epsilon subunit. Gene Ontology annotation, cellular component: eukaryotic translation initiation factor 2B complex. The coding region runs from base 1 to 2169 and encodes 722 amino acids. NCBI's taxonomy places the organism in Eukaryota, Fungi, Ascomycota, Dothideomycetes, Dothideales, Saccotheciaceae. Gene Ontology annotation, molecular function: translation initiation factor binding; guanyl-nucleotide exchange factor activity; translation initiation factor activity. The record is from RefSeq and is a predicted model, not a curated record. Gene Ontology annotation, biological process: biosynthetic process. The transcript is spliced from 3 exons.
AUGGCACCCAAGAAGAAGGCCGCCCAGGCUGACAAAGGCCGUGUUGAGGAAGAGGUCGAGGAGCCGCUCCAGGCUGUGAUUCUCGCGGACUCAUUCGAGACUCGCUUCAGUCCAUUCACCCUUGAACGCCCUCGCUGUCUGCUUCCUCUAGCCAACACUCCCUUGAUCGAAUACACCUUCGAGUUUCUGGCCAACGCUGGAGUCGAUGAAGUCUUUGUUUACUGUGGCGCCCAUACCGACCAGGUCGAGGAGUACAUCCAGCAAUCCAAAUGGACUUCCAAGGUUUCUCCCUUCAACAACGUCGAGAUUGUUCGCUCCUCGUCCAACUCGAUCGGUGACGCUAUGCGCGACCUCGACGCGCGCGCUGUUCUUACUGGCGACUUCCUGAUCGUUUACGGUGAUGUGGUCAGCAACUUGCCUAUCGAAGCUGCCAUUGCCGCCCACCGUCAACGUCGAACCAAGGACAAGAACGCCAUCAUGACCAUGGUCCUUCGCGAGGCUGGCACUGCUCACCGCACCAAGAUGCAGCGUGUUUCGCCUGUCUUUGUACUCGACCCCACCAAGAACCGCUGUCUGCACUACGAGCAGAUGCGACCCAACCAGCCCUCACACUUGGUUACACUGGACCCGGAUAUCUUGAAAGAGCAUGACGAACUCGAGGUCAGGGAGGAUUUGAUCGAUUGCGGUAUUGAUAUCUGCACUCCCGACGUUCUUGCGCUCUGGAGUGAUAAUUUCGACUACGAGGCCCCGAGAAAAGGAUUUCUUCACAGUGUCUUGAAAGACUAUGAACUGAACGGCAAGACUAUUCAUACUCACAUCGUCGACGAGCACUAUGCCGCCAGAGUUAAGAACCUGAGAGCCUACGAUGCCGUUACAAAAGACAUUUUGAGCAGAUGGGCAUAUCCAAUCUGCCCGGACAGCAACCUGGUGCGCGAUCAGACCUACAGACUCACUAAAGGAAACGUCUAUCGAGAAGAAGGAGUUGUCUUGGCUAGAUCAUGUCACAUUGGCCCAAGGACUGUCAUCGGCCGGGCAACAGCAAUCGGAGAUGGAAGUGAAAUAUCCAACAGUGUUAUUGGCAGGAGGUGUAUCAUCGGCAGAAACGUAAAGAUCAGUGGCGCGUACAUCUGGGACGAUGCUUCGAUCGGUGAUGGUACAGUGGUCAAGGACGCUAUUGUCGCCAACGAAGCUUCGGUUGGCAAGAAGUGCAACAUCAUGCCUGGUGCUUUGCUGUCAUAUGGUGUCUACAUCUCUGACGGCAUGACAAUCAAAUCAAGGAUCACCAAGGUGAAGCGCGAAUCGGGCUACGAACAAGACGAAGUUGUACGCGGAGAGACAGACAAGGAAGUUGUUGGCCAAAAGGGAGAAGGCUUUGAGUAUGAAACCUCAGAAGACGAAGAAGAAGACGACCAGGAGCACCACAGCCUACAUUCCGCGAGCAUCUACAACAUGCAAAACCAAUCGGCCGAAUCAAUCUCGACUCUCAACUCAGAGGCUUAUAGCGACGAAUACGAAGACAGAGCGGCGAAAAGCGCGAGGUCGCAGAGCUUUGGUUCUAUUGGAUCUGUCGACUCCGAGGACAGCAGAGCUGGGCGUGAGGCUGUCGACUUCCACCACGACGCAGCGGCCAGUAUCUACGACUCACUGCAGAAGGGUGAUGAAGCGGCCAACAUCCAGCUCGAACUUACUGCACUACGUAUGUCGGCCAACGCAUCGCCACAUAUGGUGCGUCGCGCAGUGGUGGCAGCGUUUAUGAAGCGCAUGGCUAGCCUGAUCGAAGAAGGCCUCACACCAGCACAAGCGGCCAAGAAGACGAUAUCGACCCAACAGAUGCUGAUUGAGCGUACCAUGUUCGACCGUGGCGAUGCUCACGAAGACAAGGCUGAUCAAGUGGACUUCUUGCUGCUCGUACAAGCAGAUGUAUGCCACCGCGCAGACGGAGAGAAGAUUAUGCUUCACAUCUGUAAUGAGCUGUACAUGGGCGAUGCACUAGAGUUCGAGGGAGUCAUGCAAUGGUGGGCGGACGAGAAGAACGAGGCCAGCGACGAAUUGAAGCAGAUCAAGCUUGCUAUGGGCCAGUUUGUGGAUGCUAUCAAGGCUGCGGAGGAGAGUGAGGAAGAGAGUAGCGAAGAAGAGACGGAGAGCGAGGAAGAAAGCGACGACGAGUAG